CAUGGGCGAUAAGUAGAAAUCGUUCUCUGAAGCUUCCGUACGAAUUUGUCAGUGCUUUCGCGGCUGUCGUUCUAACCGGCAUUUUUGACGGGUGGUUCAAGGUGCUAAUUCAGCAUCAGAUUAAGUUUCGGUUUCAAUUUCUGCUCGAACAAUAUUCAGCAAAGUUAGUUGACUGGCGACCGUGAUCGCGAUAACUACACUUUCACUCGGUAGAACGGAUCGAAAUGGCCAAACCUCAACACAUUCUGCAGCUGAGUGAGGAGCAGCGGAGCAGCUUCGUCGGCUCCUUUGACCGUGUGCUCAGCGACAUCGAUGGUGUCCUGUGGACUAUGGAGCACAAUAUUCCACGGGCUGCCGAUGGAUACGCUGCCCUCGAGCGGAAAGGCAAGCAAAUUACCUUCGUCACCAACAACAGCGUUCGUACGGUGAAUAAUUGCGUUAGACGCUUUGCCAAGAUCGGGAUGCAGGUGCAGCCAGAGCAGAUCUGGCAUCCGGCUCAGUCCAUUGUCAACUAUCUCCGUAGCAUCAACUUCCAGGGCCUUAUCUAUAUCAUCGCCACUCAGCCGUUCAAGGAGGUGUUGAGAGAGGCAGGAUUCCAGCUUCUCGACGGACCCAACGAGUUUAUCGAGGAGAGCUACGAGAGUCUGGCCAAGCACAUCUUCGAUAAGGAGCCGGUUCGCGCUGUGAUCAUCGACGUGGACUUCAACCUAAGUUCUCCAAAGCUUCUGCGUGCCCAUCUUUACCUAAGGCGUCCGGAAUGCCUGUUGAUUGGAGGCGCCACAGAUCGACUGCUUCCAGUGGCCAAGGGUGUGAACAUUAUUGGUCCAGGUGCUUUCGCAUCCAUUUUGGUGGAGGCCAGCGGAAGGGAGCCCAUCACAUUGGGCAAACCAGGACGUGCGCUGGGUGAACUGAUCAUUGGUCACUUCAAGAUCGAUCAGCCCCGACGUGUACUCAUGAUCGGAGAUAUGUUGGCUCAAGAUAUUGGCUUUGGUCGGCAGUUUGGCUUCCAAACCCUGCUUGUCCUCAGCGGCGGAUGCACUAGAGAACAGCUUCUUGCGGAGACGAAUCCACUACACAUUCCAGACUAUUAUGCCGAUAGCAUGGCUGAUGUGACCCAAAUGCUGGGUGAAGCGCCCAGGGCGCAUGUUUAGUCGAUGGACAAACUCGAUGUAAGGAAGACCGGGUGUCCUUUUACCCGGAGGGCUAUAUUUAUGGGUACCUGGGUUAUUGAUUCACUAUAUUAUAUCAUCACAAUAUCGUUAUCGUUAUCUGAAAUAUAAAUCACACUAAGCAAACGAAA
Molecule: messenger RNA, 1300 nt
Organism: Drosophila eugracilis
Lineage: Eukaryota; Metazoa; Arthropoda; Insecta; Diptera; Drosophilidae
Product: pyridoxal phosphate phosphatase
Exons: 3
Coding region: 225-1151 (308 amino acids)
Cellular component (GO): cytoplasm
Molecular function (GO): phosphatase activity
Source: RefSeq, a predicted model, not a curated record